CACUUGCAAGUUGCAACCUAAAAGGCUUAAAAUCCAAUCCUUCACUGUUGAGACGGAAAGAACAAAGAGGGAGCGAAAAGAAUGGCAAGCGAGGAAGAGAGCGCGGUGAAGGAGCCUUUGGAUUUGAUAAGGCUCAGCCUCGACGAGCGUAUUUACGUCAAGCUCCGCUCUGACCGUGAGCUCCGUGGCAAGCUCCAUGCUUAUGAUCAGCAUUUGAAUAUGAUUCUAGGGGAUGUUGAAGAGGUUGUUACAACGGUUGAAAUAGAUGAUGAAACCUAUGAAGAGAUUGUUCGGACUACAAAGCGCACGGUUCCAUUUCUCUUUGUUAGGGGAGAUGGAGUUAUAUUGGUUUCUCCACCUCUACGGACUGCUUGAUUAUGAGAACGAAGUUUCUAGUCGCUUUUUAUGGGAAUGAAUCACACUAUGAAUCCUUUCAUCAAAUUUCCUACACUAAGCUGUUGGUUGAUGCUGUAGUAUGAUUGAUCCUCUAAAAGAUAAUUACUACAUGUUGAUGGAAUUUGCACAUUUUUAGAUCAUUGAUGGAAUAUUUUUGUAUGAUCUACUAUUUCAGACAAAAGGGGGUAAUGGAACACAACUCUUUUCAUUGUCUGCUUAA
Messenger RNA from Gossypium raimondii (Peruvian cotton), 616 nucleotides. RefSeq names its product sm-like protein LSM3B. The record is from RefSeq and is a predicted model, not a curated record. The coding region runs from base 82 to 375 and encodes 97 amino acids. Gene Ontology annotation, biological process: mRNA splicing, via spliceosome; P-body assembly. The transcript has 3 exons. Lineage: Eukaryota; Viridiplantae; Streptophyta; Magnoliopsida; Malvales; Malvaceae. Gene Ontology annotation, cellular component: precatalytic spliceosome; Lsm1-7-Pat1 complex; U4/U6 x U5 tri-snRNP complex. Gene Ontology annotation, molecular function: RNA binding.